UAUUCAUCAAAGUUUGACAAUAAUUUUCACAUAUUCAGAUCAUUGAUCGUCAAUGAUUCAUGUGGUUUUUUUUCCUGAACAAAAUUUUAAUCCUUUUGAUUGAUUGAUUUGAAAAUCGAAAAAUGUUGAUUCAAUUGUAUGUUUUAGUCAAAUUCAUGUUUAUGACAGUAUUUGCCACUACCAAUGAUUCAUCACAAUCAUCGAAUGAAUUUUGGAGUAUUAUAAAUCAUCCUUGUUUUGAUCAGAAAAAUGCCCACGAUUGUCAACAAUGGAACUAUAUGAAUAAUUCGGAACAAUGUAUGUGGUGUGAAUAUUGGUGUAUUCAUCAACUUAAUGCUUCACAUGAUUGUGAACAUUAUUCAUAUCGAUUGAAUUAUCUAUUUGAGAAGCCAAAAAUUAUGACAAUCAAACCGAGAGCAGUAUUCUCUGAUGUACCGAUGAUGAUAACGAUUUCUGGACAAUAUUUAGCACAAUCGGAUAAAUUUUCAUCAGUUUAUAAUGACAUUGAUAAUAUAAUGUUUACAUCUCACAACAAAACUAUCGAUAGUCCAUAUCAUUGCAAAAUUGAUCGAAAAACAUUCGAAUCGAUUCGAUGUAUCAUCGAACAUAUUGAUCAUACGGCCAAAGAAAUAAAAUUGCAUCUAGAAUAUACGAAAACUGUUUUUCAGAUCAAACGUUCAGGCAUAAAAUUUGAAACAAACAUCUCAUUAUCGGUAUUACCACAUCAUAAUUUUGAUUCUAUCGAUUCAACUAAUAUAGAUUCAAUCGCAUACGAAUUCAAAAUUGUUAUUUCGAUUAUUGGUGGAAUGAUGCUGAUCAGUUCUUGUUGGUUCCUUUAUUCACGACGGUUUUAUUUUCAGCAUCAUUAUGAAAUUUUGAAACUAAAAUUCUAUUUACAAAAAAUGCAACAAUAUUUACGACAAAAAAAUCUUUAUCUUGAAUAUGAAUCCGUCGAAUUUAAACGAAAAUUAGGUGAAGGAAAAUUCGGUGAAGUAUAUUUAGCUCGUUUAACAACAAUCGAUCAACAGCAACAAAAACAACAAAAAAAUGUUGCCAUCAAAAGACUUCGAAAAGAAAGUAGCUAUUUUCGAAUGAAAAUGUUUAUUACGGAAGGAAUUCAAAUGAGUCAAUAUAAACAUGAGCGUAUACUCAUUCCGUUGGCCAUUUUCAUCGAUCGAACCAAUAACAUGCCAUCGAUUGUAAUGCCAUUGAUGAUAAAUGGUAAUCUCUGCCAUUUUCUUCAACAACGACAGCUAUUACCCAUUACUGAGCUAUUGAAAUUUUCUUUACAAAUAUCGGAUGGCAUGCGAUAUUUAUCAUCGAAAAACUUUAUUCAUGGUGAUCUAGCUGCAAGAAAUUGUUUAUUGGAUGAAAAUUUUGAUAUAAAAAUUGGUGAUUUUGGUUUUUCACGUCAGCUGUACAAAAAAGAUUAUCAUAUAAUUGAUGGAACUUAUCGGCCAAUUCGAUGGAUGUCUAUCGAAUGUUUGCAGUCUAAGAAAUCAAAAUUUACGAAAAAAUCCGAUAUCUGGUCAUUUGGUGUUGUCCUAUGGGAAAUAUUCACAUUAGGAUCAUAUCCAUAUGAAAAUCUAAGCGAUAACGAUCUAUGUAGAGAUAUCAUGAAUGGAUAUCGAUUACCACCACCGUCCAGUUGUCCAGAUGUAAUCUAUGCAGUCAUGAUAAAAUGUUGGUCAGAAGAUUCAACCAAACGACCGAAUUUCGAAUGCCUAUGCCAAGAAAUUAGUCAAAUCCUCGCUGCGAUCAAACGACAACAACAAGUUGAUGAAAUGGAAAACGCAAGUGUUGCUGGCACUGAUGAUCAACAACCAAUUACAGUCAUUUGUAAAUAUAAUAAUUAUACCAGUCUAGCUCAACGUUUUAUUCGUCCAAAUAAUCAUCUCAACAAUGAUGAUGAAGAUGAAGAUUUUUUCGAAUGUUCCAUCGAUGUUGAUGAUAAUUUCAAAAUGCCUAAUAUCAAGCUGCAAAGUAGUGAUGGAGAAAUAUUCGAAGUAGAUGUGGAAGUUGCACGUAUGUCGAAUACAUUACGUACUAUGCUUGAUGAUCUGGGUAUCGAAGAAGAUGAUGGUGAACCGAUUCCAGUGCAGAAUGUAAAUUCAGCCAUAUUACGCAAAGUAAUACAAUGGGCAACCUAUCAUAAGAAUGAUCCACCAACACCAGAAGAUGAUGAUGCACGUGAGAAACGUACAGAUGACAUAUCAUCAUGGGAUGCCGAUUUUCUUAAAGUAGAUCAAGGCACCUUGUUUGAAAUCAUUUUGGCUGCUAAUUAUUUGGAUAUCAAAGGAUUGUUGGAUGUUACAUGUAAAACCGUAGCGAAUAUGAUACGUGGUAAAACUCCGGAAGAGAUUCGUAAAACAUUUAAUAUUAAAAAUGAUUUUACACCACAAGAAGAGGAACAGAUUCGUCGUGAAAAUGAAUGGUGUGAAGAAAAAUGAUUCAAAUCAAAAAAAAAAAAAAAAUCAAUUGUUGCCCUACUAAUCAUCGAAGUAGCAAAGUACACACACACAUACACACCCAUUGUAGUUGGAUCAUUUUUGUUUAAAUUCAGCAAAAAAACUAUUCAUCUUUAAUCCAUUUUUCAGAGUCGUAUGUCAAAAAAUAAAUAAAUCACAAAUUCA
Messenger RNA from Dermatophagoides farinae (American house dust mite), 2633 nucleotides. RefSeq lists its product as uncharacterized. The record is from RefSeq and is a predicted model, not a curated record. Gene Ontology annotation, cellular component: signaling receptor complex; plasma membrane. Gene Ontology annotation, molecular function: ATP binding; transmembrane receptor protein tyrosine kinase activity. Gene Ontology annotation, biological process: protein phosphorylation; cell surface receptor protein tyrosine kinase signaling pathway; positive regulation of kinase activity. Lineage: Eukaryota; Metazoa; Arthropoda; Arachnida; Sarcoptiformes; Pyroglyphidae.